This is a messenger RNA of Echinostoma caproni, 1149 nucleotides long. Lineage: Eukaryota; Metazoa; Platyhelminthes; Trematoda; Plagiorchiida; Echinostomatidae. The record is from the annotation of a GenBank genome assembly.
AUGAAUUCUACUCCCCUAGAAUUUCUUGAUCUUAACUGCAGUGCACGUGAUAUCGAGGAUUAUUUUGAACGUUUUGAGAUUUGGUGGUUGACCCAUUCAAAGUCCGAUGAGGAUAGGAAGUCCGCUUUCUUUUUAAAUGCUGCCGGUAAAAAUGCUUAUACAUUAAUCAAAAACGUGGCUUAUCCUUCUCCACCUGUUUCCGUACCGUAUGAUGAUUUAAAAGCCCUCCUCCUCCAGCAUGUGAAGCCAACAAACUUCGAAGCCUCAGAACGAGCAAAAUUUCAUUCCAUGGUAAGCAAUUCGAAUCCGGGCAUCCGUGAAUUCAUCCUGGAUUUGCUCACUCAAGCUGCAAAGUGUGAUUUUGCAGAUUUACUGGACAUGCAAUUGAAAGAUCGGCUGAUCGCUGGCAUCAAAAAUACCGUUUUGCAAAAUGAACUUCUGAAGCUAUUUAAUCCGACGUUCAAAGAUGUGCUGGCUUACUGUGAACAACAUCAGGACAUUCGCGCCACUACUUCAUCUAUGCCAUCCACUAUUGAAUCUACAGCCAUGUUCAAUUCACUGAAGGCUGAAUCCACGAAAGCUCAUGCUACAGCCGAACGUUUCAAACCAGUCACACAAUCUAACUCACACAAUGUGACAUAUUCGGAUAAAUCCUAUGGCAAUUGUGCAUCCUGUGGCAAACGUCAUUCCAGAUUCACAUGUCGAUUUCGUUACGCUUCAUGUCAUAAGUGUGGCAAAACUGGCCAUAUUCAGUCUGUUUGUCGCAGUACCAAAACCUGUCGUUUAAUUCAAGCCCGAAACUCAGAAGUGAGUGAUAUGGCCGAACAUUUUUCUUUUUUAUCUUUGGCAAUUACCUCUCAUUCCGGUCGCAUCCGUAAACGACUAUUCAGCUCCACUGGUCAUUCGCUUCAUUUCAUUUUGGAUACUAGUAGUGUGGAAUCUCUAAUUUCUGUUCACGAUUUAAAACUGUUUGCUCGAGAUGCUAAACUUCAGCCGUCCACUGUCACCAUUAAUGGCAUCACUGGACACUCAUUGCCUGUUAUUGGUUCUUGUGAGAUUUCAGUCAGUGAUGAACAUUCUAAAACUGUUACUUGUACAUUUAUUGUAACCAAAUCUGGCCCAUCCAUACUAGGCUUGAAAGCCAUGCAA